AUGCAGCGACCAUCUUUAACAGCUGACUAAUCAUUGGACAUUAACUCACUUCCCCUUUCUAGGCUUAGUUCAAUCAGAGAGUUUCCUAACUACUAGCCAGAUGAUUGCUUAGACUUUCUAAAUAGCUCGGAGAUAUGCAAUCUAAGAGUGUCUUACGACGAGGAGAAAAACUUGAAAGAGCAAGCUUAAAUUAAAAGAUAAUCAAAUUAACUCUAGUCAGUUGAUAAUCGACGAAUUGUUUCACAUCAAAAGUCUAAGUCAAAUACUCCAAGCAUGUAUCAGAGCUUGUUUAAAGCCAAUACGUCAAAGAGAGUUCUAGGAGAGAGAUCAACUAAUCAAUAGCUAACGUCUUAAUCAACUAAUUAUUCCUUCAACAAUGUUAACAACUCCAAAUCAUUUAACUAAAUGUCAUAAUUUCAGAAGAAUUCCACCAAUCAAAGCCAAAGUACUAUGAGACUUGAGACUAGAGAAAACACUCCAAGCAGGCCUUUAUCUAAGAGUCCUACUAAAGCAGAGACAAGAUACUAGAAUUAACCCUCACCUAGCUUUGCAUCUUCAAGUAACAGUGGUCAGAACAAUCAAGAUUAAAAACUCUUCAGCUACAGGUCCUCAAGCAAUAAUGCUCUUAAGGAAAACAAAAAUAGUGUAUUUUCUUGCACUCUAAGUUCUUCCACUUUAAGAUAAACCUCCAAGUUUCAGACUAACUCUAAUGCAAGCAAUUCAAAUAAUGCUGGCCAAAUUUUCUAGAAGAUUGAGUCCUCAACUCAGAAAGUUACCAAUGAAAUCAAUGAAAAUCAGAGGAAGCACAAAGAGGCUUUGAAGGACAAGAAAGACUUGAUGAAAAAAGUAGAGAACUUGAAAGCUGAGCUUUAGAAAAUUCGAAAGGAAAAGUAAAAGGUAGACAAUGACAUUCCAAGGUACAAUAACCAAUGCGACUAGCUUAAUUAAAAAAUCUCACACAAACGUAGCAAGUCUAGUGAAAGCAUCCGUGAAAUUAACGUUCUAAGGCAGUAGGUCAGAUAAAUAGAGGAAGAUCAAGACUAGAUGGAAAUUAAGAAAGCCCAGAUCUGUUAAAACAUUAAGUUUGAAAACAUAAGAAUUUCUAAUAUAAGCAAGAACGUGACUGAUUUAAGGAAUGCUAUAGUGCUUAUUCAAAAGGAAAAAGAGAGACUUGCAGUUGAGAUAUGCAAAUAAAAGAAAACUAUAGCCAACUAUGAACAUAAAAAGAGUUCAAUUAAUAACAACAAUCAUAAAAUGUUCGACGAUUUCGAGGCUACUACUUCAAAGAUUCUUAGUGAUGAUUAACCUUGGAAAUCAAUGGAUUAAAAAAAUUCGGAAAGCGCCAAUAGUCUGCAUCAGCGCAGAUUUUUCCAUCGUCGAUUGCAGUCAAUCUAGAAUGGGAACCCUCUAGAAAUCGAGACAAACGACAAAAGUCGAGAAUUUUCAUCACUGAAUAGCGCGAGCAACCAUAACAUCUAGGGACUGUCAAGUGAAAAGGCUGUGGGUUUGCAGUUCAGGUUCAGUGAAAUGAACACCAACAACACAAAUCAAGAUUCUCAGAAGUUCAAAGAUUUCACCCCUAUUUCACCUCCAGUGAGGUCAUCUCAGUUUGUUAGAAAUCAGAAAUUCAUAAGUCUAAGAAGGGAAACUUCUGCUGGCAAGUCUGAGAAUGAGCAAUUUACAUCUAUGAUUAAUGCUUCAUCAGUUAAUUUACACGGGUUAAAUGGAGCUGGCUUGGGCAAUCAAACUAACAGACAUUUGAGAUCUGCUGAUAAAAAUCCAUUCUACUAAAGCUUCAACGGCUCACCAAAGAAUAAACCUUAUCUCAACAGACGUGACGGGACCAUAUAACAGCAACAAUUAAGCGGCAGUCUUAGUGCCCGUGCCUCUUUAAAUAAUAAUUACUCAAUCACUAAGUUAAGAAAUCUCAAUUUUUUCACUGCAAUGCAAAGUGAUUAUCUUUAAAGGAAAAGCAAAACAAAUCUUUUAAAAUUCACUAGACUUUAUGACAUUGAAAGAUUUGAAGUACUUAAAAAAGAAAGACAACUGAAAAGCCUAUAAAAAGAAUUAGAAUAGAUAAAGUUGCAAAAUGAUAAGACUUUACCUGCAAUAAAUGAUAAUGGGCUGUGUCAAUAGCAAACUUAAUCUGCUUAUACAAAUUUGCAAAAUUCUCCAAACCAAAAUAGUGCAAGAUUGUUGUAGGAAUCCAUAAGUGCAUCAAAAUCUUAAUUUAACUCUCCAAAGAAGUAAACUAGCGCCUCUCUACUUGAUUUAUCUCUCAUUAAUUCUGGAUAAUCUAUACAAUCCAAAAUAGCUUCUAGCCAUAACAGCUCACUCGUUCUUUACUCUUCUCAUAUUGACUUAGAGAUUUUAAUAGAGCGUAGGAAUAAGCUCAGAGAUAAAUUGGGGAAGUUACAGCAAUCAAUUGGGCUUGAAGGGUAAAUAAGUGAGUAGCUAGAGUCAAUGAAAGCAAAGGAAAGAGAUUAAAAAAUUGCAGAUGAUCUCAGAAUGAAUGAAAUGAUGCCUUAAUAUAAUAACUAUGAAAAGGCAGGGAAAAGUUUUAAAAGACUCAAGAUGCUUAAUAAUUCGAGAAGAAUCAUUUCAUUUAACUUGCUAGGCUAGAGAAAGAUAUAACUGGAAGAAAAGAGGCAUUUUUAUCUAGAUAUCCUAACAAGCAGAGUUAAUGCCUUGAAAUAUGAGGCCAAGAGCAUUGAAAAGAUUCAAAAUGCUAUUAAUAAGAGAUAAAAGAGAUUAUCUGAGAUUCAGGAGUACUUGAAUGACCUUAAAGACAGAAAUGAGGAUUUGGAGCUGUAAAAAAAUGAGUUUUUAGAAAAAAUCUAAAAUAAAAACAAUGAGUUUAAAAUAAUUUCAGGAGCAGAAGUUCUAUAGCUAUUAGAAGAGUCCCUUCUUUAAGUAGCUCUGAGUCAAGACUAAGAUUAAAUGCAGCAAAGCAUGAAAAAUCUAUAAAAAAUAAAAGAAAAAGCAAUAAGUGAUAGGCCUCCAGAGUUUAAAAGUCAAGAAAUAGCUGUAUCUUAAAAGAAAAUGAGCGUGUUUAAGGCAUAUGAAGACCAUUUUCAAAAAUUUUACUAGGAAAAUAUGGCACUACCAGACGAUGAAUUUCUAAGGAAUAGGUAUCAAGAUAUACAAAUGAAGAUAGAUUCGAACUGCAAAUCGUAUGAGGAUUUGGUAGAAAAUAUAGAGAGGAAAAGAGCUAUCAUAGAAUAGUACUAAGGUUUCAGAGAUGUGCUGGAAAGAGAUGCCAAAAUGCUUGAAGAUUAUGGAAUGAUACUAUUGGACUUUGACAAGAAAGAGACUUUGAAUGGGUUGAAAUUUCUAGCUGAAAAUCAAAAGAAAGGUCAGAGGAUUCCCAUGUCCCAAUAGUGUUCAUCAGUCAGAAUAGGUAUAUUGAUCCAUUUUUUUAAAAGAUUGUAAAUCGAUAUGCCUAAAAACAAAUUGAUCCUAAUGGAGCAUCUAGGAGGCAAAUUUAUUAAUGGAGGAUAAGGACAAGUAUCUCGGAAAGCAGCAGGUAUCAUGAGAAAAAGUGUGGAUUACAGUAUGAUCCUGAGUUAGCAAGUGUUGGAUUCCAAACCUUUUAAAAAAUAUGACGUAGAAACAUUAGUCUUGUUUUAGGACCUAGGGAUAUUUUUGCAGAAUAUUAUUCAGCUGAAUGACUAAUUGAGAAUGCCAGACUUCAAAUAUCAUGUUUCCUAUGAAGAGGCACUUUCAACUCUAAGAUAAGAUAAGAACCUAAGCUACAUCAGCAAGAGAUUUUCAAGGAAAUAUGUAAAGAAGCAGCUUCAAAUGCAAAAUACAUCUAGUUCAAAUUUUGGAUUCACUUUAGAUCAAGCUUCACUUUAGCUUUAAAUGGCCUCUAUCAAACAGCCAGAAGUUGAUUAUAUAGAUCAUUAAACGAGGGGUAUCAACACUAAACUACUAUUGCAUGAUAAAAUGCUCGAGGAUCGCAGAAAAGAAGCUAUUAAGAGAUAGCAUGAGUUAGAAUAGCAAUAGUUGCUCUUAAACAAAGAAGAUAAAAGAAGACUAGAAAUGGUAAAAUUUUAGCAAUACAGCAGAGAAAUGAAGUAGUUCGAGAGAGAUGAGAACAUAUUCCAAAAGAAUUUCAAGAAAAAUGUCAGUAAGGUCUUUGAUAGCUUUAAUUAAAUGAACAACAAUUUUGAGCAUCCAAAUGCUCCUAUAAAUCUAGAAGGACUCUAUUUGAUGCAGUAGAAUACACAUGAUAUUAUAAAGCAAGCUGAAAAAGAAAUACAAUCACAAGCCACAUAGAUUCAAAGCCCAUUAAAUCAUGAAUAAGAUCAAUAGCAUAAUAACCUAAAUAAACAGCAUAUUAGCCCUUAGCCCCCCUCAAAAAUGCCUCCUAUCACUUUAAAUAAAGUCGGGCAUCAAUUGCAAAAUAAUCAAAACUAGAAAUAAGUUCAAUAGCAAUCUAAUCAAAAAUAAGGAUAAAAACAAAAAGAAAUCUUAGGUACCAAUGCCUCAUAAAAUAUAUCUUUAGUAUUGCAUAAUGUACAUGUGGUUUAACAAACAAACAACAAAAGAACUUCUAACCCGACAAGUGCAAGACAGUCACCUUAACCACAAAACAAUAAUACUAUUGAUAAAGAGUCAAGCAUGAAUAACAAUCCAAGCAAUUAAGGGGUAGUGGUAUCCUCAAAACCUAAUUAAGCAAGAUUGCUUAAAAGUAUCUAGAAGAGAAGAGAAAGUACUAAUGAAUUCUAGACUGUGCAAGUAGAAAGACCCAAGAAAAAAGAGCGUUCAAUAAUAAUAUAAAUGCUCUAAGAUAAGUUUCCUGACUUUAAAAAGCUCUCUUCUAAUCAAAGGGAUGCUCAACUGUUCAAUAAGACUAUGGAUUCUAAGAAAAAAAGCAUGAAUCUCACAGGCACGCUUUAAAAAGCAAAUAAUAACAAUAUUGUGAUGGAGGACUCAAGUAUAGACUACAUGGAUAACAAUGAUAAUGAGGACUAAGAUACACAUAGCCAUAAUAGCUUUAUUGCCAAUGAAAUCAGAAGGCAAAAAAGGACGAUGGUAAACCUAGAUGAUUUGCAACUCGAAGAUAUGGAAUUCAGCAACAAUUUUUUCAAAAUCAAAAAAGUCUACUCUAAACUCAAUUCUCCAAAAUUCAAUCAAUUCAUUUGA
This is a messenger RNA of Stylonychia lemnae, 5151 nucleotides long. NCBI's taxonomy places the organism in Eukaryota, Ciliophora, Spirotrichea, Sporadotrichida, Oxytrichidae. The record is from the annotation of a GenBank genome assembly.